This is a messenger RNA of Dermatophagoides farinae (American house dust mite), 2349 nucleotides long. The record is from RefSeq and is a predicted model, not a curated record. Lineage: Eukaryota; Metazoa; Arthropoda; Arachnida; Sarcoptiformes; Pyroglyphidae.
AAAUGUGAACAUAAUCUUGAUUGUUCAUUGAUUUAUCGUUGUUUUGAUCAAAAUCUUUAUGACAAUCCAAAUGAUUCACUUUCAUCCACUGUCACAUCACAUCUUAAAGGUCGUGAAAUGGAAUUCUUUUCGAAUAUGUUGGAACUGUUGGAGAUUGAAAAACAAUUCUGUAUGUCAUCGGAAAAAUUGAUAGAUUUUUGGAAUUAUCGUUCUGAAGAAUGUGAAAAAUCCGGCAUUGGUCUGUGUAAAAUGAAAAUCAAACAUAAAGAUGACCGUAUCAUUGUUUUUCAACGUAAUCCAAAGGCAACAAUGUUACCAGAAGAAUUGUUCACCAUAGAUAAUGAUUUGAAAAUUAAUCUAACAUUAUUGGAAGAACGACGUGCAGUCAUCAGUGAAGAAUUGAUUAAUUCAACAAAAACAUUUGAAAUUUAUGGCAAUUUUUGCCGCCAAUUAUGCAUUGUUAUUGGACAGAUUGAAUCAUUUUCCGAUGAUCAAAAAGAGAUUACUAUUCGUUUGGAAAAGAUGCACAAUGUUGAAUCCACGUAUCGUAUUGAUUUUCUUAAAAAUAUUAAUAAUCGUCCAAUGUUGAUUAAUUUUUCCAAUCUUUUACGAUUAAUGUAUGACGGUGAUGAUGCUGAUAAUGCUAGAGCCCGUGAACUUCGUGAAAUCAUCAUACAUGGCCGUGUGCCGAAAUCCAAUCAGAAUGGUUACAAAUUUGGUUCGUAUAAUCAACUUUACAAUUCACCAACAUUAUCACAGUUGAAUAUUCAACAAAGUUGUAUUCUUGGCAUAUUGAAAACAAAAUGUUCUCUACUGUUUGGUAGUCCUGGUUCUGGAAAAACACAAACAAUUGUUUCAUUGGUUCAAAUUCUUGUCGAAUAUGGAUAUUCAGUACUAGUCACUAGUUAUACACAUAAUGCCGUCGAUAAUAUUCUAAUGAAAUUGGUUCGUUUUAAUGAUGAAAAUGAUAAAAAAGUGGAUUUCGUACGAAUGGGACAGCCACGAAGAAUCAAUCCAAAAUUAUUGAAAUAUUCAGAUCAUGAUCGAACGAAAAAAUGGCUGGAAACCGAAAAUAUCAUUGCAUUGAAUCAUUUUUAUUCCACUAUACCGGUUGUGGCUGCCACCUGUUUAGCUGUAUUCAAUCAUCCAUUAUUUCAGAAACGAACAUUUGAUUUUUGCAUCAUGGAUGAAGCAAGUCAAGUAUUUCUAUGCACAUCGUUGGGACCAUUAUUUAAUUGUCAUAAUUUUGUAUUGGUUGGUGAUCAAAAACAACUGCCACCAGUAGUUCAAAGUUCAUAUGCACGACAAAAUGGCCUGGAUGAAAGUCUAUUCUCACGUUUGCUAAAUACAUCGGGUAAACAAGAUAUUGGCCAUUAUGAUGAUGAUUUUGAUAAUGAUGAAUUCGAUGUUGGAAAUAAAGAUUCCAAUCAUCAAAAUAAUAAAUCAUCAUCAUCAUAUGGUCAAUCAAUUCGAAUAUUUCCAUUAUUCAUUCAAUAUCGUAUGAAUUCUGUGAUAAUGCAAGUGGCCAAUAAAUUAACAUAUGGUAAUAAAUUAAAAUGUGCUAAUAAACAAGUGGAAACAAUAUCAUUAUUGGAUUAUCUAUUGCCGAAUGAUAAAUGCCAUAUUCUGGAAGAAUAUCAAUCAUCAUUUAUAUCAAAAAUUAUAAGUCCAAAUCUUAAUGAUUCUGUUGUAUUCUUGGACACAACAUCAAUUCCAUUGGCAUUUGAAACAUAUGAUAAUGAUAAUGGUGAAUUUAAUAUUUUACCUCAACAACAACAACAACAACGAUCACAGAAUAAUGAUACAAAUGACCAUUCAUCACCAUCAAAUGAUAAUACAAAAAGUUUUGUUAUCAAUCUAUUUGAAGCAAAAUUAAUAUUUGUGGUACAAACAUUGUUAUUGAUUUAUGGCAACAAGAAUGACGCAACAAAUUUCAAUACCGAUAAUAUCGGCAUCAUUUCACCAUUUCGUCGUCAAGUGAAUAAAAUUCGUGAACUAUUUGGACAACAAUUUUUGGAACAAAAUCAUCUUGAAAUAAAUACAGUGGAUCAAUAUCAAGGCCGUGAUAAAGAUGUUAUAAUUUAUUCAUGUGUAAAAAGUAGAAACAGUAACUGUUCAUCUGUUGAAACGAAUGAUUCGAACCAGACACCAAUUAUUGAUUCAGAAUUAUUGAAAGAUGAACGUCGUUUAAAUGUGGCUGUAACACGUGCAAAACGUAAAUUAAUCAUUAUUGGUAAUUGUCAUACAUUGAACAGAUAUUUACCAUUCCGUAAUCUAUUCAAUGUUCUUGAUGAAGAACAAAUUGUACCAUUGAUUGAUUUUAAUGAUUUCAAUGAUAUUGUCAUUUAA